Messenger RNA from Mizuhopecten yessoensis (Yesso scallop), 501 nucleotides. RefSeq lists its product as uncharacterized. The transcript is spliced from 5 exons. NCBI's taxonomy places the organism in Eukaryota, Metazoa, Mollusca, Bivalvia, Pectinida, Pectinidae. The coding region runs from base 1 to 501 and encodes 166 amino acids. The record is from RefSeq and is a predicted model, not a curated record.
AUGAAGGGGAGUUUACAAGAUACGAAAAACACAAGGGAACUCACUAGUGAUUUGCCUGCAGUGGAACAGAUCAUCAGGGGCUUUAUUAAAAUUGUAAAUUUCAGGACCCUCAAGAAAGCAAAAUGUAUCUGCUGCCCUUAUGGAAAUGCACAGGUUUGGCAUGGAAACAUGGACAUCAUUGUCAACUAUGAAGUUCCAAUAGUUGUUGGAACACCACCCAAAGAGAACCCAGACAGCCCAGAAAGUAAAUCUCCAGUUGAAGUAAAUUUAAACAUAACAGGCCUGUCGAGAAACCAUGAGAUCAUGGCAAAGACAAUUGUGUUCUCGUACUUACAGAAGUACAGACAUCCGGAGAGUGACAAUUUUCUGUGUCCCUGUAUCGGCGUCACAUUCACCGACCUUAUUAUCUUCUUCUAUGAUUCGGAGCAUGACAUUCUGCUUGAGCGUUCCGUCGUACCAUUACAUUCGCCGAAGGAUACUUCAGUGGCUGUGAGGCUUUAA